Molecule: messenger RNA, 390 nt
Organism: Protopolystoma xenopodis
Lineage: Eukaryota; Metazoa; Platyhelminthes; Monogenea; Polystomatidea; Polystomatidae
Source: the annotation of a GenBank genome assembly
CAGACACUGAACAGUCCCAGUGAGGCUCAGGGCGAGCGAGGUCCUCUGGGCGAAAUUGGACCCCCUGGCAGAGAUGGUACGUCUGGCAACAAGGGGCCAGUCGGCCUAACAGGGCCUCCAGGACCAGACGGUGACCGAGGCCCCCAAGGGAGUCCUGGCGAGACCGGAGGGGUUGGGAAGGACGGACGCCCGGGCGCAGAUGGCAUCGACGGGCCGUGUGGCCCACAGGGUUCUGUGGGGCCUACAGGGGACCCUGGAGACGAGGGACCGCCGGGAGAUCAGGGCCACACUGGAGAUCGUGGGGAGCCAGGUGAACAGGGGCCACCAGGAAACAAGGUAUCAAGGAAGCCUUUCCUUCCAUUUCUUACUGUUUGCCAAUACCCUAUUUAA